Cokeromyces recurvatus is the source of this 1254-nucleotide messenger RNA. RefSeq names its product flavoprotein-like protein. Bases 1 to 1020 code for a protein of 339 amino acids. The record is from RefSeq and is a predicted model, not a curated record. Gene Ontology annotation, molecular function: NAD(P)H dehydrogenase (quinone) activity; FMN binding. Lineage: Eukaryota; Fungi; Mucoromycota; Mucoromycetes; Mucorales; Mucoraceae. The transcript is spliced from 4 exons.
AUGCCUACUGUUUAUAUUAUUAUUUAUUCUCUUUAUCAUCACAUCUAUACGAUUGCUAAAGAUAUUCAAAAGGGUCUUGAAUCAGAGGGUGUAACCGUUCAACUCUUUCAGGUCCCCGAGACUUUGUCCGAAGAAAUUCUCGAAAAAUUACAUGCACCUCCUAAACCUGAUAUUCCCAUCAUUACAGUUGAUGCUCUCAUUAAAGCAGAUGCAUUUUUAUUUGGUGUUCCCACUCGUUUUGGUACUUUCCCUGCUCAAAUGAAAUCCUUUUUGGAUGCUACUGGUGCCCUUUGGGCUACUGGUGCUCUUGCUGGUAAGUUUGCUGGUACCUUCUUCUCUACUGCCUCUCAACAUGGUGGACAAGAAACGACUGCUUAUACUUUAAUGACCUAUUUCGCUCAUUAUGGUCUUAACUAUGUUCCUUUGGGUUUUACGAAUAGUAAUCUUUUUGAUAAUACUGAAGUGGUGGGUGGCUCUGCUUGGGGAGCUGGUACAGUUGCAAAUGGAGAUGGAUCUCGUGAACCAACAGAAAAGGAACUUGAAAUUGCUAGAACUCAAGGUGAAAAUUUCGCCAAACUUUUGAAUAUUUAUCAUCGUGGUUUAGAAAUGGUUUAUGAUCAAACUACUGAUGAAAUAGUUGAAGUAGCAAACGAUGAAACAGUCGAUAAAGAAAUUUCUGAAAAUGAUGACAUUGAGAUUGAGGAAGCACCUGUUGUUAAGCCAUCUACUGAAGUUGAUGAUACUGUAAAUGCAAAAGAACCUUCUAUUAAAGAAGAAGUUGUAGCAGCAGCAGAAACAACAACAACAACAGCAGCAACAGCUGAACCUACUCCCGUCGACAAGGAAGAACCAAAGUCCGAAUCUAAACCUAAAACUGAAGAAAAGAAACCAUCCAUUACAACAGCAGAAAAAGAAAAUAAACCUACUACAACAACCACAACCACACCUAAGCCUACAACAGCAUCUAAACCUACUCCUAAGAAGGAAGAAAAGAAAGAAUCAAAAUGUUUCUGUAUGUAACAGAGUUUACUUUAAUUCAUAAUAAUUCCUUAUAGCAAGCAAUCAUUUCUCUUUCUCUUUCUUUCUUUCUUUCUUUACCCAUAUAUUUAUAUAUAAAAUGUGUGUACAUUAGAGAAGAACUUGAUUUUUUUUUUUUUUACAUCUCCCUUUAAAUCUAAACCAAGACAUUCUUCCCACUCCCCUCCCCUUCUCCCUCCCCCCAGAAAAAAAAGAAAGAAAGAAAGAAAGAAAGAA